This is a messenger RNA of Silurus meridionalis, 1278 nucleotides long. RefSeq names its product C-type mannose receptor 2-like. The record is from RefSeq and is a predicted model, not a curated record. NCBI's taxonomy places the organism in Eukaryota, Metazoa, Chordata, Actinopteri, Siluriformes, Siluridae. The transcript is spliced from 5 exons. The coding region runs from base 11 to 985 and encodes 324 amino acids.
UGCAGCCAUAAUGAAGUUGAAUGUGGUUCUUCUUCUAUGUCUGAGUGGUGUUGUGCCAAUCACCUUCUCAGUUCAGCAAACUACCCAUCUGUUUUUCAUCAAUCAGGCAGUGUCAUGGCCUGAUGCUCAGAAGUACUGCAGGACGAAGUACACUGACCUGGCGAGGGUAAAGGACCCUAGUGUUCUGGUAGAGCUAAAUAAAAUGGCAGCAAGUAGAGGUUUAACAUUAUGGCCUCUCUGGAUUGGACUGUACAACGACUUUUACAAUUGGCGCUGGUCUUUUAAUAACAUCUCACAGACUAGUACAAACCUAACACUUUGGUACCCUGGAGAACCUGAUAAUUAUGUCGGGCAUGAAUCAUGUGGAGGAGUCUAUGUGGCUGGGAACUGGGCAGACUGGGACUGUGCACUGCAGAAACCCUUUAUAUGCUACAGUGCUGGUAACAGUGGUGCUGCCAGAUUCAUUGGAGUCACUAAUCCCCGUGUGAACUGGUCUCAAGCUCAGACUUACUGCCGAACAUAUUACACUGAUUUGGCCAGCGCACUCACCCAGGCAGACAAUGACCUGUUAGCACAGAUAGUAUCUGUCCAGGGCUAUUCCUGGUUCGGUCUGUAUCGGGAGACAUGGAAGUGGUUGAAUGGAACAGUGGCAUCAAACCUCCAGUGGAAUCCUGGAAAGCCUAAUAACGCUAAUCCUCAGGAGAACUGUGGGGUUUUGAUAAACGGACUGUUUAGUGAUGAAAGGUGCACCAGUGUGCACUACUUCUUCUGUGAAAUCAUUCCCCCAGUGAGGUGGCAGAUAAUGAAGCUGCAGAUCUCCAUGCAGUCUGAUGGGAAUGUGUUUGAUCCUGUUGUUCAAGCUUCUAUUUUAGAACUGACUAAGCAGAAACUGGAACAACAUGGCAUGCUGGGGAACACUACUAAAGUGACCUGGAGAGUGCAGCCAGAUGGAAACAUCUUUCAAAAGAAAAAAAAUAUAGUGUGAACAAACAUCUCUAUUGCCACUUCGUAAACAGAAACUCUUAAUACUCUUAAUUUCCUAGAAGUGUUACCUGAUAUAAUGCAUGUAUAUAACUUCUGUUUCCAUGUCCAAACUCAGACCAACUACAAAGCAACAAUCAAGCAGUGAGUUCCUACUCACUUACUAACUAAAUAACUUUACAGAACCAAUGUACAGAACAAAUCUGUCAACGUUUAAAUAUCAACAAGCUCAAAUUUUGAGCAAUAUUAUAUCUUAAAAAUGGAAGAAUGCGGCACAAUUUUUAUUACUCAUUUAUU